Pieris rapae (cabbage white) is the source of this 1976-nucleotide messenger RNA. RefSeq names its product carboxypeptidase B-like. Gene Ontology annotation, biological process: proteolysis. Bases 76 to 1425 code for a protein of 449 amino acids. Gene Ontology annotation, molecular function: zinc ion binding; metallocarboxypeptidase activity. NCBI's taxonomy places the organism in Eukaryota, Metazoa, Arthropoda, Insecta, Lepidoptera, Pieridae. The transcript is spliced from 5 exons. The record is from RefSeq and is a predicted model, not a curated record.
AAUUAUCGUAAUUAUCAAUCUGGUCCUAUUCUUCCUUAUUAAUACAUUUUAAUCUUUUUCACAGUUCCUUCCAAAAUGAAGGUAUGGAUACUUGUGUCUUUGUGCGCAGUGGCAUUUGCCAAACAUGAAAUAUACACUGGAUGGAAGUCGUACUAUGUGGCUCCAGCUACUCAAGAACAGCUGUCAAUCUUGGGAUCUCUGGAGAGCAAAUUAGAUGUAGACUACUUCGUCAGACCAAGAGUAGACCGUGAAGGUGUAGCGUUGGUGAAGCCUCGAUACCAAGAAGAAUUCUUAAAUAUUCUGGUGAAAGAAGGAAUAUCUCAUAGAGUUCACAGUAAAGAUAUCAAAUCCCAGCUCGAUAUUGAAGAUGAGCUUAUUGAAGCAAGGCAUGCAGAGUUCCGCGCUAGAAGCACACCGGAAAAACCUUACGACAAUUAUCUUCGAUUGGACGCAAUCUACAAUUACAUGGACGAGGUAGCCGCAAACCAUCCCAACAUUGUGAAGCAAGUAACAGCUGGAAGAUCGUUUGAGGGCCGUCCUAUCAAGUACUUGAAAAUUUCUUCCACUAAUUUCGAAGAUACGUCAAAAUCCGUCAUAUUUGUCGAUGCGACUAUGCACGCCAGAGAAUGGAUCACCACACCAGCUGCUCUGUAUGCAAUCCACAAGCUGGUUGAAAAUAGAACUGAUCCAGAGCUUUUGGACCAUUUUGACUGGAUCAUCAUGCCUAUGUCUAACCCAGACGGAUACGAAUAUUCUCAUACAAAUGAACGAUUCUGGCGCAAAACGCGUUCGUUUGAUAGAAAUCUAAUAAGCUUUCUAUGUCGCGGAGUCGAUGGAAACCGGAACUUCGAUUUCCACUGGGGUACCGUCGGAACCAGCGACCACAACUGCGCAGACAUUUACCCAGGAACUAAACCCUUCUCCGAAAACGAGACAAGAGUCGUUCGGGACGUGCUUAAGGAAAACUUGAGCAGAAUGAUUUUGUAUAUCACGAUUCAUAGUUACGGAAGCAUGAUUUUGUACCCUUGGGGUCAUGAUGGAAGUCUCUCAAACAAUGCUUUAGGCUUACAUACGGUAGGAGUUGCAAUGGCUGACGCAAUUUACGCAAAGACCCUCCCAGUCUUUCCAAGAUAUACAGUCGGCAAUUCCCUGCUCGUAAUUGGUUAUGGCUCAUCUGGAGCUGCUGAAGACUAUGCCCAUUCUAUCGGAGUGCCUCUAACUUAUACUUACGAGUUACCCGGAAUUGAACAUGAUUAUGAUGAUGAUGAUGAUGAUGAUGAAGAUGAUGAUGAUGAUUUUGCUAAUGAUGAUCAUUUGAAAGGGUUCCAUCUUGACCCUCAAUACAUCAGGCCAGUUGCUGAGGAGACUUGGGAGGGCAUUUCUGUAGGCGCGAAGAGAGCAAGAGCAAUUGUGAGAAGUAAAUAAUGAAAUUUGUGUAAUUUUAUUAAAUAAAUGAUAUGUAAACAUUUUAUUUAUUUACGUGUGUAAUAAACCAAAGUGCAGUGUGGCUUCAGUGUGCGACUUACAUCCUUGAGGUCGUAGGUUUGAUAGCCGCUAAAUAUAAUUAGUUUUAUCUAACAUUGUUAGUUACAAAGCGAAGAAAUAAAAUAAUGUUUUCGUAAAAUUGAGUGGCGUAGCAAAACAAAAUAACAAUUUUUCGGUUACGCUUAAAAUUAUUCCGUUUCGCGCAACUUCAACGAUAACCAUGAUAGUAAUAAUUCUAUUACAAUUAAUGAAAUUCUGUAAAAACUUAAUCAAAUGGUUGAAAGAUUAUUUAUUUCAUAAAUCAUAUACACAGUGCAAUGAAAAUUCACUAGUGAUUUUUCUUUAAUUACCUGUAUAAUUUAAAUUGCAUUUUAACUGUUUAUAUAAUUGUUGUAAAUAAUAUUGUAUUAGUCUUAUUUUAAAGAGCACUUGGUCUAUAUUGUCAUAGUUCUCACAUACUGUAGUUUGUAAGUAAAUGAGAAUGAAUAAGA